Bursaphelenchus xylophilus (pine wood nematode) is the source of this 1391-nucleotide messenger RNA. The record is from the annotation of a GenBank genome assembly. NCBI's taxonomy places the organism in Eukaryota, Metazoa, Nematoda, Chromadorea, Rhabditida, Aphelenchoididae.
AUGUCGCGAGUGCCCUUUCUCUGCAGAUCCUAUAUAAUUCUCGAUUCCAGAGUUCCAAAAACAGGUGGGGCAUUGGGCGAACACAAAAUCCUCGGGAAAGUGAUGAGAACGAUAUUCACGGUGCUGACAGUGUGCUUUCUUCAGGUUUUGUGUCUCUCACAAGGUCAGAACACAGAGGACAGGAGUCGCGAGCAGAGGUAGGGCAACUAAGCAAUUCCAGGUCUACUUCCAUACCAUUUGAGAAAUCAUUUUUUUUUGAAUUCUCAGCAAGAGCUAAUCAUCUGUAUUUAAUAUUUUUCCUGCUCGUCCCCAUGGAUAAUGUAAUCGUUUGCUUUUUCAGGUACGUCCUCCACAAGAGAGCCUUUGAUCGAGUAGACCUGUCUCCCUUUGACUUCGGCGCUUAUUCAAAACGAUAUAAUAACGAUCUGAGAAGUCUCUACAGAAAAAAGAAGUCCUUUGACAGGCUAGAUCAAGGUCCAUUUGGCCUCGUGAAGAGAAAACGAGUCUUCGACAGAGUUGAUGCCGGCUUCGGCUUCGGAAAGAGGUCUUCAGGUAUGUAAAUUAGGACUUAAUUAUUCCUGUUCUCAUUAAACUUCAAUUCACAAAAAAAUCAUUAUGAAAUUGUUUUUUUUUUAUAACUCCCCUUGCUUAUAUUAGCUUUAUUGGUAACCAUAACACUUUUGCAAAUAGAAUAGUAGAUGCAGCCAGUGCCAGCUGGUUUCCGGAAUUGCAAUAUUCGUUGCAGUUGUCCAAAGAGUUACAAAUCUUUAAUGUGUAAACGGAAUCCUUCUCGAUGUAGGUAGUGCACCUAUUUAACUCCAUAUACACUGCUCCGCCUGGUCCGUUGAGUUGGGGAGAAUCACUGCAUCUGUAGUCCAACAAGGAAUUUCCUUUCUGGGUUUUGUUAUCUAAAUUUACAUAAUCGAAUAUCGGAGAAUUCGAACGUACAAUAAGUACAGUAUCCGUUGAAACAAUUCACUGAUUGAAAACACUUUUCUUGUCUUAUUAUGAGGGGGCGGCAAUCGAGACAAUACAACGGAGUUCCGCCUAAACUUACAAAAAACAUCAUAGUAAUUCCGUCCGAAUACAACCCCUAAUGUAUUCAAACUUCUGCUGUAAUGGCUGACGUGUUAGGGCGUUUAUUUCGACAGCAUGACAUCAACUUUUUUGGUUUUACACAACUUUAAAACAUACCUGAAAAUAGGACCACAAGAAAUGUGAGAUAAAACAAAAACAUUAGCAAGAACGGAGCACUCCAAUAGAUAGAUACUGCCUUAGUUUUAUAUUCUAUUUUCGUUAUAAUACGACCCUUUUCAGAAAUGGCUGUCCCUGGCAGAAUAUCGCUCUCCGAUCUGGUGAGCCAAGCCCAGUCGAUCGAGCCCAUAGACUAA